CAGUGGCCUGUUAAGCAACGACGACGGCGGCAUCGUUUGUUGUUGUUGUGGGUUAUUUAAACAAAAACAGCGCUAAUUGCAGACAAUAAAUAUAUCAAACUUGAAAUUAUACAGUUCAGUAACGCAACGAAUUUGAAAGAACAACAUGUCGCUUCUGAUUAGAGCCGCCUCCACAGCACGUCAACUCAUUCAUAAGUUGCCUGCACUGCAACAGCAGCAAGUGCGUCACUUGAAUCUCUUGGAGUUCCAAUCGAAGGAUUUACUGCAGAAAUAUGGCGUUGCCAUUCAACAGUUCAAGGUCUUGGACAACUCCAAGACUGAUGAGCAAGUGGUCCAAAAAUUUGAUUGUCCCGAAUAUGUGGUGAAGGCACAGAUUCUUGCCGGUGGGCGGGGCAAGGGAACUUUCGACAAUGGUUUCAAGGGAGGCGUGCACAUAACCUCAAACAAGAGCGAAGUUCUAUCGCUGAGCAAACAGAUGAUUGGCAAUCGACUGAUUACAAAGCAGACACCCAAAUCGGGUAUUCUGGUCAACAAGGUGAUGGUGGCACGCAGCGUCAACAUCACCCGAGAGACUUAUCUCUGCAUUUUGCUCGAUCGCGAACAUAAUGGGCCCGUCUUGAUUGCUUCACCCGCUGGUGGCAUGGACAUUGAGGCUGUGGCUGAGGAAACCCCUGAGAAAAUUAAGACUGUUCCCCUGGAUAUUGCUAAACCGAUUCCGGAGAGCGUGCUGCUGGAUGUGGCCAAGUUUCUGGAGUUCAAAGGUGAUGCGGUGAAACGUUGUGCCGAUGAGAUACAAAAACUGUACACACUCUUCAAGUCGGUGGAUGCUGUGCAGAUUGAAAUCAAUCCAUUGGCUGAGACCGAUAACGGUGAAGUUAUUUCUGUAGAUGCUAAGCUGAACUUUGAUGAUAAUGCACAGUUCAGGCAAAAGCCUAUCUUCGACAUGGACGUCACCGAGGAGGAGUCGGAUCCACGCGAAGUAGAGGCAGCUAAAUACAAUCUCAACUAUGUGGCGAUGGAUGGCAACAUUGGUUGUUUGGUGAAUGGCGCUGGACUCGCUAUGGCCACCAUGGACAUUAUUAAGCUGAAUGGUGGCGAUCCGGCCAACUUCUUGGAUGUGGGUGGCGGUGUCAAGGAGGAUCAGGUGGCCAAGGCUUUUGAAAUUCUCACAUCAGAUCCCAAAGUCAAGGGCAUACUGGUGAAUGUCUUUGGCGGCAUUGUCAAUUGUGCCACCAUCGCCAAUGGCAUUGUCGCUGCUUCCAAGAAGCUGCAGCUGAAUGUGCCACUUGUUGUCCGCCUGGAGGGCACCAAUGUCAACCAGGCCCGCGAAAUUUUGAAGAACUCGGGACUCCCCAUUCAGACAGCCAGUGAUUUGGAUGAUGCCGCUCAGAAGGCAGUUGCUGCCCUCUAAAGUGGCACACAUAUACAUUCAUCAUCAUUAAAGACGCACAGUGUUUAGCAUUUAAAUGGACGAAACGUAGUUGUUAUGCCUUUACAUUUUAUGGAUUUUUAAUCAUAUAAAUACAUACUUUAUAUAUUUACACCGUUAAAA
Drosophila nasuta is the source of this 1552-nucleotide messenger RNA. RefSeq names its product Succinyl-coenzyme A synthetase beta subunit, GDP-forming (gene ScsbetaG). The record is from RefSeq and is a predicted model, not a curated record. The transcript has 4 exons. Gene Ontology annotation, biological process: tricarboxylic acid cycle; succinyl-CoA metabolic process. The coding region runs from base 146 to 1411 and encodes 421 amino acids. Gene Ontology annotation, cellular component: succinate-CoA ligase complex; mitochondrion. Lineage: Eukaryota; Metazoa; Arthropoda; Insecta; Diptera; Drosophilidae. Gene Ontology annotation, molecular function: succinate-CoA ligase (GDP-forming) activity; ATP binding; metal ion binding.